Messenger RNA from Phytophthora sojae, 552 nucleotides. RefSeq lists its product as hypothetical. The coding region runs from base 1 to 552 and encodes 183 amino acids. The record is from RefSeq and is a predicted model, not a curated record. Gene Ontology annotation, biological process: transmembrane transport. Lineage: Eukaryota; Oomycota; Peronosporomycetes; Peronosporales; Peronosporaceae. Gene Ontology annotation, molecular function: xenobiotic transmembrane transporter activity; antiporter activity. The transcript has 3 exons. Gene Ontology annotation, cellular component: membrane.
AUGGAGGAAGUCCGCGAGUUACUGAAGCUGAUCCUCCCAGUGACAGGAACCACCGUCCUCGAGUUCCUCCCGGGCUUCGUCUCCGUCCUUUUGGCCAGCAACAUGGAAGGUCCCAACUCGCAGCACUACGUGGACGCCGCUACAAUCUCCGUCAUGCUACUGAACGUCACGGCGCAGUCGCUUGGUCUGGGUCUUGCGUCGGCCCUUGAUACGCUGUGCUCCCAAGCGUACGGAGCCAAGAGACUCGACAAGAUCGGGGUCUACUUCCAGACUGGUGUGUUGGUUCUCGCUAUAGCGCUCGUCCCCAUGCUCGUGGUCAACUCGUUCGCCGAGCCGAUUCUCGGUUGGCUUGGCCAGAAUGCCGACGUCACCUACUUGACGCGGGACUUCUCCCGCUUGAUGUUGACCGGACUGCCGUUCCUCUUCCUCUACGAACUCGUGCGCAAGGUGAUGCAAGCGCAGAACAUCGUCAAGCCUCUCGUCGCCAUCGCAGUGAUCGGGAACCUCGUCAAUCUCGCUGCUGGCUACGUGUUCGUGUGCACACCCAGUUGA